Molecule: messenger RNA, 747 nt
Organism: Diprion similis
Lineage: Eukaryota; Metazoa; Arthropoda; Insecta; Hymenoptera; Diprionidae
Product: serine/arginine repetitive matrix protein 3-like
Source: RefSeq, a predicted model, not a curated record
AUGACUCUUGUUUCUGAGCACCGGCAGUGGAACCGAGGAAAAAAGCCGCAAAGACCUGUAAGACAGAUAACGCGAGGUAGCGGCUACUACACGUGCGCUGUGGACGACUUCGAGACGCCAGGAGACCGGUCAAAAUGCGGUCGAAGACGUAAGCGGAGGCGAAGCGGUUCCAGACGCCGCCGGAAGAGGGGCCACGGUCGGCGACGGGGGCGCCGCCGUUCGAGGCGCGGCAGAAAAGGGCGAAAGUCAAAGUGCGGAAGGCGGCGAAGGAAGCGGCGUUGCGGCGGAAGACGUCGGCCAGAGGGUGUCGAGGUCGAUGAGCUUGGGGGGCGUCGUGGCGGGCGGAAGUUGCGUGGAAAACCGCGCGGCCGGCCCGCGGCUCAGGGCAAGGAUGACAGUAUGGAGGGUAGAGACGGCAGUAAGACGAGCUCUCCGGUCAGAGUGAGCAGCGCCAGCAGCGCCGGGACGCGCGGAUCGGCUGCUGACACUGCGAGUGCCUCGCUCAGCGCCAGUGGAAAAGAGAGUCUCAGCGACCAAUCGGACGCUUCCGGAACCUCGGAUGGAACCGCGGGAGAAACUAAGCCGUAGGAACAGGACGCGGAAUAAAAGAAACGCAAAGCGCCGUGGGAGAAAUGAAUUCUGCACACAUUUCUAUUUUAUACUCUACACAGGUUUAUCGAUCAGCUAAUUUACACUUUUUAUUAUCCUGUACCGUCAUUAUUAUUAUACACUCAUUUUUGUAUCUGU